Laetiporus sulphureus 93-53 is the source of this 1964-nucleotide messenger RNA. RefSeq names its product cytochrome P450. Gene Ontology annotation, molecular function: monooxygenase activity; oxidoreductase activity, acting on paired donors, with incorporation or reduction of molecular oxygen; iron ion binding. The transcript has 11 exons. The record is from RefSeq and is a predicted model, not a curated record. NCBI's taxonomy places the organism in Eukaryota, Fungi, Basidiomycota, Agaricomycetes, Polyporales, Laetiporaceae. Bases 154 to 1650 code for a protein of 498 amino acids.
UGCUACUGUCAGCAAGUGGUCAACUAUUGACGGCUCGACGUGGUCUCAAGUAAAUAGUAAACUGAUCCCCUGCAUCGUGCACACAAACACUCGACAAAUUCUUGUUUGGUUCUUCGACUGCUCAGACAGUGGACCCAAACUUUCGAAUGUAGUAUGGAUUCCGUCGCUCUCAUCUAUGCUUCUAUCGCAUUUGCGAUCUUCUACCUUCUGGUCUCUGCUGUACGCCAACCUCAAUUGCGCCACAUUCCAACGGUCGGAGGCCCCUCUUUGCCCAUAUUAUCCUACUUCGGUGCCUUGAACUACCUCUUCCAUGCAGCGGACAUUUUGCAAGAAGGCUAUACGCGGUACAAGGACGGUAUAUUCAAACACGCAGAGUUUCGCGGAUGGCACGUCAUCGUGACUGGAUCACGACUGACUGACGAACUACGCAAAGCUUCACAUGACGAACUAUCCUUCGAGGAAGCCAUUGUUGAUACUCUCGCGGUCGACUACACACUCGGGCCAAAUAUCCAGCGCAACACCUAUCACGUACCGAUUAUUCGCUCACAGCUGACCCGAAACCUUGCAUCUCUCUUUCCGGACUUGCGCGACGAGAUUGUUGCUGCAUUUGAGGAUGAGAUUCCUUUGAAGGACGAAGGUUGGACCAACAUCCCUGCAAAUGCUGCCAUUACCCAGAUUGUGUGCAGGACUAGCAACCGCUUGUUCGUAGGGUUGCCAAAAUGCAGGGAUCCAGACUAUUGUGAGCUGAACAAGAGAUUCACCAUCGACUUUAUCCAAGGAGCUGCUAUCAUCAAUCUCUUCCCGCGGUUGCUCAAGCCGAUCGUCGCACGGUUUCUCACAAAUGUUCCCCGAAGCGUGGACCGUGGUUUGAAGCACUUGGGCCCCAUAAUUUCGGAAAGGUUUGAGAAUAUUGAGAAACUUGGGGAGAAGUGGGCAGAAAAGCCGAACGACCUUCUCCAAUGGCUGAUUGACGCAUCCCGCGGAGAGGAGCACUCAGUUCGUGCAUUGGUGCUACGUAUGCUAACAGUGAACGUCGCUGCUAUUCAUACAUCAUCGAUGACCUUCACGCAUGCGCUGUUCUACCUUGCAGCAUACCCAGAGUAUGUGCAGCCAUUACGGGAGGAAGUCGAGGCCGUCGUGACACAAGAGGGUUGGAGCAAAGCAGCGAUGAUUAGAAUGCGCAAGGUCGACAGCUUUCUCAAGGAGAUCAACCGGGUCACUGGGGUUGGCGCAAAAUCGCUGAACCGUAAGGCCAUGAAGGACAUCACGUUCUCAGAUGGGACAUUCAUACCGGCUGGAACAUUUGUGUCAGCCGCAUCUCGCGCAACGCAUUUCGAUGAAGGCAUCUAUCCGGAUGCCUUGAAGUUCAAUCCAUGGCGGUUUUCGGACAUGCGCGAGUGCCAGGGGGAGAGCACGAAGCACCAUAUGGUGAGCACGAGCGUGGACUAUCUUUCCUUUGGGCACGGACGACAUGCAUGUCCGGGUCGAUUUUUUGCUGUGAACGAGCUGAAGGCGCUCCUCGCUCAUGUCGUGGUGACUUAUGACGUGAGGUUGGGGAAAGAGGGCGAGUUGCCAUCCUCGACGUGGUUCGGUCCAACGUUGGUGCCGAACACGAAGGCGGAAGUCAUGUUCCGCAAACGACAGUCAUGAAGCCAGACUUCGGUCUGUUCAUGAUUGCAUCUGCACUUAAAGAUUUGACGGUGAUCCUGAGGCGUACUUUGGACAUUUCUCAAUGAACGAGAGAUCAGAAGGCAGUCGUGUAUCGUUGCUUGAUAGAAAUUUGUGAGAUUUUAUAGCGUAUAAAGGAAGUUAUCAUAGAGUCGGGACUGAAGCUCGAUCGUAGGUCAAGAGCCCGUACGAGAAACGAACGUUAUCCUACAUACUGGCAUGUCUCAACCCCGCCUACUCCUAAACAAAACCUUGAGCUUCAGGUCAGAGAUGAGCAGGACGCCGAACCAGCUUGA